AUUUAAUAUGAGAAGGUAAUACCUUAGAUUAUUUUUCACUAUGGGCACAUCAUAAAAAUUCCCCCAUACAAUGAGAAUUCCAUAUUAUUUAUUUUGUUAAGCCACAAAAGCAGAUGAUUAUCGAGCAAUUUUAUUUUAAUUAAGCUAAAUACACUAAAGAAAACAAUCAGAUCAUAAAUGUAAAUGAAUGAUUAAAUUUCAAAGAGGUAUCAAGAUUAAUACAACAGUUGAAGCCAUAUUUACCUUAAUUUGAAAAUAAAGAAAUAAGAGAAUUGGUGUCUAUAACAUUAACUUAAUCAAUAAGUGAUGAAAAUUAUGCAUAAAAAGUAUUCGAUAGAACAACCUAAUUAUAUUUAGAAUAGUAAUAAUUAUAAUAUAAUAAUUAGGUAAGCUACAUUGACAGAAACUCUAGAUAUAUUAUCUUUAUUGGUACCUGGAACUUACUCAAAAUAAUUUUAUUAAUAAUUAUUCAAUUUUGUUGCAGCAGUAUCAUAAGCUCCUGAAUUAACUCCUACUUAAAUUGGAUUGUCUAUGUUUAUCUAUGGUUAAGUUUCAUAGUACACAAAAUGUAAUAAUAAGGAAGUAGAAAAUUCAUUAAUUUUAAAUUUCAAAUAAUAUAUAGAUCAUUUUAAGUCAAUUGAUUUAAAAAAUUUUGCUUUUGGAUUGUUAUUGGCUAGAAUUAAAAGAAAAGAUAUUUAUGAGAUUUUAGAAAAACAAAGUUUGGUUACAGAGAUGCAAUUUGAAGAUUUAAUUAGGUUUAAUUAAUUGUAUAUAAUUAUUUUAGAGUUGGAACAGGAAUAGCAUUAUUUGGAAAUGGAUCUCCUGAAUUUUGGAAAUUAUUAGAAGAAUAAGCAAUAAAUAAUAUCCCAACAACAAAUCCUUAAAAUAUAACAACCUUAUUUAUGUUGUAUAAAUAAUUAGGACAUGGAACAGCUGAAAUUUUUAAACUUUUAGAAUCAAUAUUUAUUUAAAGAUAUGAUUAAUUUAACAACCUUUAAAAAUUACAGAUGUUUUCAAGCUUUGCUAAAAUUAGAUAUCCAUCAUCUGCUAUUUUUAAGCUUUUUUUCAAAGACAUCGUUGGAAUAAUUUAAAGUGUUAAUAUUACAGCUGUUUAAAUGUUGAUAUUUGAUUGUUAAAAAGUAAAGAUAUAAUCUAUUUAAUUUAGAUAUUCCCAUAGUUCCCUAAGCAAGUUUAAUAAUACUUUAUUAAUUUCAUAUUGAAACAUUAUUAAAAGUUUAACCCAACAAUAAAGUCAAAAUUAUAUGAUUCAUUUUAAGAAUAAAAAUUAUUGACAGAGGAAUUAGAAGUUGCAUUAUUAAAAAAAAAAUGA
Molecule: messenger RNA, 1330 nt
Organism: Paramecium sonneborni
Lineage: Eukaryota; Ciliophora; Oligohymenophorea; Peniculida; Parameciidae
Source: the annotation of a GenBank genome assembly